This is a messenger RNA of Chiloscyllium plagiosum (whitespotted bambooshark), 6371 nucleotides long. Lineage: Eukaryota; Metazoa; Chordata; Chondrichthyes; Orectolobiformes; Hemiscylliidae. The record is from RefSeq and is a predicted model, not a curated record.
UGUCAGAGAGGACUUUGGGCUUUAAAGAGACUUGGUCCAGAAUUCGGUAUAUUUCUUUUCCUUUGCACUCUGUACUGCUGAAGUUCAAUCACCAGAGAAAUCCACAAUAUGUACCUCAUUUAUUGAAUAUUCAACUGGACGUCCCAAAGUCAUCAUCCUGCAAUUUGAGGAGACUAAAACUCGAGAUGUGCCAAACUAGUGCACUGAAAAUUAUAAGAAGACUUCCCCACAUGCCAACAAAACCCAGCUCUAUAAGUGUGCGAGUGACAAUAAUUAAAGGCCUGACAACAGCAAAGAAAGCUUGUCUCUGCAGCUGGAUGCUCUGAAUACCUCACAGAUUUUGACUGCAAGCAUUGAUUGACAGAUGCAUGGCAGAAACCCCCAUUCUGCUCUUCACAAGAUAUGUAUGAUGGAUAGCGAUCUCUUGGCCCAGCAGGAUACAGGGACCAUGCAUGCUGUAAUUGGUCAGGAUCCCAUGAUUUCUGGACAACAACUCAGCAAACCAUUGCUGUCCCUCCGAGCUGAAAUGAAUGCAGAAUCAAGAGGUGAGGACAAGGCAGCCACUUCAGACAAUGAGCUAAAUGACUCUCUGCUUGUGCCUGUGGAAUCAAAUGACAGUGAGGACACUCCCAGCAAGCUCUUCGGCACCAGAGGAAGCUCGACACCCAUCGAACCUGUCACAACCGACCAGCACCAGCCUAGCCAAACACACCCUUCCUUUUCAGUCGGGGCACAGCCAUUGUUGACAGCACAACAGCUAGCUUCAGCUGUGGCAGGAGUGAUGCCAACAAGCAAUCCUGCCCUCAAUCAGCCAAUCCUCAUACCAUUUAAUAUGGCUGGUCAGCUUGGCAACCAACAGGGCCUCGUCCUCACGCUGCCAGCUGCCAAUUUAACCAACAUUCAGGGUCUGGUUGCAGCAGCUGCUGCUGGAGGCAUUAUGACAUUACCACUGCAAAACCUGCAAGCUACCUCAUCCCUGAAUUCCCAAAUACAGCAACUUCAACAUCUUCAGCAGCUACAACAGCAACAGCAGCAACAUCAGCAACAAGGACAGCAACAACACCAACAGAACCAUCAACUACCUGGACAGCAGGCAUCAUCCCCUCAAAAACAAAGUCACUCUCCAGGACAGGGCCUCCAGUCAACACUGACUCCAACCAAUCCACUUCAGCUUGUUAAUAACCCUCUGGCAAGUCAAGCAGCUGCUAUGGGAUCCAUAGCUGGCUCCCAAGCCUUCAGCACUGCCCUGUCCAACCUGCAGGGGAUGACUUCUCAGCUGGUGACUAACGCACAAGGCCAGAUAAUUGGAACAAUCCCACUGAUGUCAAACCCAGCAGUUUCAUCCAAUCAAACUACAGGGGGAGCUCAAGGCAUUCAAGUGCAACCAAUCACCCCUCAGCUUCUGACUAAUGCGCAAGGUCAGAUCAUUGCCACGGUGAUUGGAAAUCAGAUUUUGCCAGUGAUCAAUACACAAGGAAUAACACUGUCACCCAUAAAACCAGGCCAACAGCAGCAGCAGCAGCAGCAGCAUCCGCAGGUAGGCCAGCCAGUGUCCCAGGCUAACCUUCUGCACAUGGCACAUGGGCAGGCCUCUCUUGCACAAAGCCCAGUGCGUCAAGCCUCUUCCUCCUCCUCUUCAUCCUGUUCUUCUUCAGCUCUGAGCGUUGGACAGUUAGUCAGCAAUCCACAAACAGCAGCCAGUGAGGUUGAUGGAGUAAACCUUGAAGAAAUUCGUGAGUUUGCAAAAGCAUUUAAAAUCCGGCGUCUAUCUCUUGGUCUGACACAGACACAGGUUGGACAGGCCUUAAGUGCCACUGAGGGACCAGCAUACAGCCAAUCUGCAAUCUGCAGACACACCAUCCUGAGAAGCCACUUUUUCCUACCACAGGAUACCCAAGAGAGCUCUAUAGCUAGCAGUCUGACAGCCAAACUGAACCCUGGCCUUUUGUAUCCUGCCAGGUUCGAAAAGCUGGACAUCACCCCUAAAAGUGCCCAGAAGAUUAAGCCCGUUCUUGAACGGUGGAUGGCUGAGGCUGAGGCCCGCCACCGAGCAGGAAUGCAGAAUCUAACUGAAUUUAUCGGCAGUGAACCCUCCAAAAAGCGCAAGCGGCGGACAUCUUUCACUCCCCAGGCCCUGGAGAUCUUAAAUGCCCACUUUGAAAAGAAUACACACCCAUCAGGGCAGGAAAUGACAGAAAUUGCUGAGAAACUGAAUUAUGAUCGGGAGGUAGUUAGAGUUUGGUUCUGCAACAAGAGACAAGCGUUGAAAAACACAAUUAAACGCUUAAAACAAUCCGAGUCGUCGACAGGCCUGGCCAUGGAACCACUCACAGACUCUUUUGAAGAAACCUCCUAAAACUAAAAACUGUCCACCAGUAAUUCAUGAUGCAGACAUCUUUGGGAAAGUCCUUGUACAUCUCCUGCAAGUAAAAGACUGCAAACUGCUGUGUUGACACAUUUCCAGACUGUCCAUUGAGUUUACUAUUGAAGAAAACAGCGCGACACAUUAUUGUGCAGUAGAAUUAGUUUUAAUGAAAUUAAAGAACCCCCAGUCAUUUAGCUGACUGAAACUGAACCAAAUAGACAUUUCAUGAACUGUAAAAUAUUUGACUGAGAAAACCUUCUAUGAGUUACAGAGAGCUCUGUAUUUCACACAAAAACAACAUCCGAAUUAGUGCCUGUCAUUGUCAGGUACAAAGUGCUGCAUUAAUAUUAAUCUGUUAACCAAAGUCAGAAGCAAAGCACCAGAAUCAAGUUAAUAGCCUACUGUUUUUGAGUGUAUAUUGUGUUAAAAUUUUUACAUUUGUAAUUACAAAAGAAAAUGGAUGAAUUACUUUUUUCUCGUUCACAGAUUGUGUCCAUUUGUCGUGUUGGGUUAACACAACUGUAGAAGCCAUUAUUAUAAGGUUGUCACUUUGUCUUUCUUCUGUGCUAUUGUAAAACCAGAAAUGUUCGUAUGCCAACAAUUUCUAUGUAAUUUGGCAGUUGCCAGUGUUUCUGUGUGAUGGAUUUUAAAUUGCACUGUAUUUUAGUAGUGCAAAACAAAAGGGAAUUGUGCACAUUGCCAGUCAUGUAAUGUUGGUUGUCCCUUCUUUACAAAAAUGGCCACCAGUGUGAAGCGAUUCUAUUUAGCAGUCUUGUACCACAACCUCAGUUGUUUGUGUAAUUGCAACAUCGGUGUAAAUUUUGUGUGCAAAGCAAUCUUUUUCCAAAGCCUGUUAGCCAAAGAAUUUCAAUAUCAUACUAUUUAAGUGAAACAUGACAAAGGUUAAGUGAGAAAUUAGGACUGGGACAUGACCAUAAUAAGGGCUGUCAUCAGACUUAUUUAUUCAGAAGAUGUAUUACAGCAGUGUCUAAACUGAAGCACAGAGUUACAGUGCCUGGUCACCAGAUUAUUUACAGCUCACAUUUAUCCUGAACUUUAAAUUACUUAACACUUAAAAGUUUUCCAUAUAAGAAUGGAAACUCAUCGAAUCACCCAUGUGCAUACACAGACACACACACAAACAGACAUGUACAUAAAUAUACAGGCGCACAUAUAGACAUAUUCUUUCAUUAUAGAUCUAAUGUCUCUUCUGUUUCAUUUAACCAUGCUAAAAAGACAUCAUCUAAGAAUCAUGUUACUUGGUUAAUGUAGCAAAUGUUUAAAAGGCAUACAAAGUACUUAAACUAUGAGGGGUUUUAACAACAUCCCAGGAACACUGGUUCUCACAAUGCUCAUAAUUCAUGACCAAAGUUAGUUUAUAGAAGAGAGCAUUGCACACACACAAUUGAGAAUGAAUUCCAAGUCUUUAUUUUCCAGUAGCAUGAGGCCUUGUGUUUAUCAGAUGAUUUAAUGACACAUCUGUAGCAUACUUUUCUGAAUCUUCUUUCCACAACUAUUACCAGCUUUAAAUGCCAAAAACAGAAAUGACACAUGAUUAUUUUGCAUUGUAGUUCAAAGUUUGUGAGAAUUGCAGUAUUCAGCUGUUUUGUUUUUUCUGAAUUUUGCUAAUUAUAUUUAGGCCAAACCUUGAGAGUUUCAGUUUAUGCAUAGAGACUGAAGUAAGAACUUGAGGCUUAGUGGCAGUGUUCCUACAUCAGAUUUGAGUCCCACCUAUCCUGAAUAUGUAUCAUAACAAGUCCAAAUGGGUUGGUUAAGAAUAAUGUUAUGAAGAUAGAGAUGUGAAUAUUGAAAACAUCAAGCAGGGUAAAUAACCAGUUUGCCAAUAUUAUGAAAAUAUUGAUUUUUAAUCAAAUUUCCUGGCACCAACUAGAUUUUUUUCUAAAUGUAUUUCAUCUUGAUUCUAAUAUAAAUUAGUCAUCAGUGUACAUCCAAAAUGGAUAAACAAUAAGAAUGUUUUUGUGGAAAUUGUAACCCACAUAAUGCUUGAUUUUGAAUAGUAAAAUUCCUUAAUGAGUAGGUAACUCUUACUACAGUUUGCAUCCUGUCCAUCCUCUCUUAAUUCAAGAUCAAAUAAGAUAUUGUACAAGAACCAUAAUGAUUAUUCCACAUCAGUAGAAUUUUAACCAGUUGGAUUGGCACAAACAUAUGCUUAUUUAUUGAACAAGCUUAAUAACUAUAUGCAUUGAAGGGAAUUAAUUUUGGUUAUGAUUCAAAGCAAUGCAAUGUGCAAAAGAGUUAAGUAGAAAUUACUUACAGAGAGUACAGAGAACAAGUAAACAGAUGAGUGAAUGCUUGAUCAACAUAAUUGGUUUUGAGAAUGUCUUUCAAUGUGUAAGAACUCAGGGACAGAGUUCCAGACAGUAAGUACAAGAUGGCUAAGGCUAUGAUUGAUACUUGUAACACUGUAACAUACAGAUAUCUGGUGAAUUAUUGUUUAUCCAAAUGCUGAAUAGGAUUGGACAACAAUUAAAAAUUACAGGUCAAGUAAUGAAUAAUAGGAUGACAUUGUUAUGGAGGACACUGAACAUUUCAAAUAAGUAUAGGGGUGUCUGAAACCAUAUAUGUGUCAAAAAAGGACAUGUCUUUUCAAAGAGGACAUCACCCAGCAUGACAGAGGAGAGAAAAUCAUAAAUGCAGAAACUGAGGAAAACAAAGUGAUAAUGUUUUCUGGGUAUUAAGCCCACUGCCACUUGAAGGUCUUAUCAACCAUUUGCUACUCAAGGCUUAAUGGUCAUAACAUGUUCCAAAAUGACAUCUUGCCUAAUAAGUUACUGCCUUUUAGGGUGGUUUUAUGGAACUGUAUAAUACAACAAUCUCAUGAUGAGAAUGGGACUGAUAAGAUAAUUGCUAGACAGGAUUGCUUACCAAUCUCUUGAUUAUAUUUGCCAUUUGGAUUAUAGGUAGAUUUUUUUCCAUGAUGUAGCAGUCCAAUCAUAGACAAAAUGUACAACCAUUGUAAAAAGAAGUAAACCAAUGUUACAAGACCACCGCUGGCCCUCAAGAGAGACUUUGCAGUUCAGAUAGCUGCUGUUUACAUUCAUUUUCAUCUUAUAUUAAAUCCAUAUUUCUUUACCCCUUUUUUAGUACUCAUUUGUAUAUGUCUGUCCCCUUCAGCAUCUUUUUUAAGUAUAGAUACAAGGUAAGAGAUUCUGAAGAAUCUAAUGUUUGAAAAGGUUUAACUCAUUUGACUCAUUUCUACCACAUUAAUGGAAAUGAGGCAUACUGAAUGAAACUGAGGAAGAUAAGUAGAGGCUUAAUGUAACUCAAGCUGUAACCAAAUAUAGAAUAAAAAUGCCUUUGCUCAUCUUAUCAAUGCUGGACCAAAGCUCAGAGUAUAUGGGUAUAGGUAUAUGCACAUUGUAUAGAUGUGGCUCGAUAUUACAGACAAUCUCACAAUAUUAAACUGUUACUUUUUAAAUCUCUUUAUAAAUGCUUUACCUCAACACUCUACUUCUAGAACCCUAAAUUACAACAUUCAAAACCACUAAAUUUCUUGUUAGACUUUAAUCAAUUGAGUAAAAUCUAUUUGGGUUGAAGUUUGCAUUGUUCUCAGCUGAAUGUGAACGUCAUGUGUUUGCUUGUUUAUAAAUUAAGAAAGCUCUAUGUGUAGCACAGUGUCCAUUAAUUCAUUUGCAAAAUAACAUUUUGCAAAAAGCUAUACUAUUGUUGCCAGGGUCACUCAAAUAAAUUGCUGCAGAGAGUUUGGGUGUGAAAUGCACCACUGUUACACUGACAGUAAGAAGAUUAUCCUGUUGGAAAUUCAAUGGAAUGGAGGUUAAAAACUGGAGCCAGAGACCAAAUUCACCAGGUCAAGAUCCUUACUGCUCAGACACUUAAACCAAAGCUGACUUACCUGCACAGGUUGCUUACCUUUUAUAGACUGAAAAUACUGUACUUUAUCUACAGCAAUAUCUGUAUGGUCAGUUAAGCUGCACUUUGUGUAUUUCUGAACAGCUUCAGAUCUGUCACUUUUACUUUGUACCAU